Messenger RNA from Columba livia (rock pigeon), 4534 nucleotides. RefSeq names its product myosin light chain kinase 2 (gene MYLK2). The transcript has 12 exons. Bases 207 to 3008 code for a protein of 933 amino acids. Gene Ontology annotation, cellular component: cytoplasm. Gene Ontology annotation, molecular function: myosin light chain binding; myosin light chain kinase activity; ATP binding. The record is from RefSeq and is a predicted model, not a curated record. Lineage: Eukaryota; Metazoa; Chordata; Aves; Columbiformes; Columbidae. Gene Ontology annotation, biological process: protein phosphorylation; striated muscle contraction; cardiac muscle tissue morphogenesis.
CGAAGCGGGACGGCUCCCGCUGCUGUAAAGGAUCCUCCUCUGCCCACACUAAUCCGGCUCCGUUACACCCGGGAUAGAAGGGGCUGCUCGCUCGGGUGCUGCCACAGUGCAGAUGCUGCUGUCCUGACCGCCUGCUGCGCUGGGACACAGGAGCCUCGCUGACCCGGGAGCCCCGUGGGGCAGCCACCUUGUGCCCCGGAGUCCCCAUGGAGCGGGGCGGUGGGGUGGGCAGCAUGCCUGGCACUGGGGGGGCUGGUGGCACAGCCUCCCCUGGAGCAGAAGCCAGCACAACCCAGCCGGUCCCAGAAGCUCUGCAGGCUGCCCAGCCCCAGGCGGGGAUGGCAGCGCCCACGGAAGGGACAGUGGCGGCUGCCACUGGGGUGCAGGAUAAAGGGAAGGACAAGGCUGGGCAGCAGAAGGCUCCAGCAGGUGCUGUGGUGUGGGAUGGGGCACAGCCAGAGCCUGGGGAGGCAAAGCCUGUGGGAGCAGCUGGAGGAGGAAAGGUAGAGUCCGCUGGGGAGAUAACCCUGACCGCUCCGGAGCCCGGGGAUGGAGGGAUGGCAGCGGCAGGCAAGGAGGCUCCAGCUGUGCAGCAUGGCAGAGGGAUGGCAGCAUCUGCCGAGGGGAAGGUGCUGGUGGCCGCUGAGGUUCGAGAUGGAGGGAAGGAUGAGCCCGGGAAGAAGGGUCCAGCUGUAGGAGAGCCCAAAGGAGGACAGGCAGAGCCUGUGGAGGGGAAGGGCCCAGCUGCAGGAGAGGCUCAGGAUGGAGGGAAGGACAAGCCCUCGAAGGAUCAGGCCCCUGGUGGGUUAAAGGCUGAGGGUGGUGGGAAAGCGGAGCCUGCGGAGGGGAAGGCUCCGGCUGCAGCACAGGCAGAAGGUGAGAAGGCAAAACCCGGGGAGGUGACGGCCUUGGCUGCACAACAGGCUCAGGAUGGAGGCAAAGAAGAGCCUGCAAAGGAGAAAACCACAGCUGCUGAAAAAGGUCAGGAUGGAGGGAAGAAAGCUGUAAAGGCAGAGAAAACCCCUGCUGAUAAAAAGCCUGCAAAGGAGAAGGCUCCAGCUACUGUAAAGGCUCAGAAUGGAGAGAAUAAAGUAGCAAAGGCAGAAAAAGCCCCAGCUGCAAAAAAGGCACAAGAUGGAGGCAAAGAGGAGCCUGCAAAGGAGAAAGGCCCAGCUCCUGCAAAGGAGAAGGCCCCAGCGGCUGCAAAGGCUCAGGAUGGAGAGAAGGCAGCAGCAAAGGCAGAGAAAAGCCCAGCUGCAAAGAAGCCUCAAGAUGGAAACAAAAUAGAGCCUGCAAAGGAGAAAGCCCCAUCUGCUGCAAAGGUGCAGGACGGAGGGAAGAAAACUGCAAAGGUGGAAAAAAAAACAGUUGCAUCAAAGGCUGAGAAUGAAAGCAAAGAAAAGCCUGCAAAGGAGGAAACUCUGGCUGCUGCAAAGGAGAAGGUCCCGCCUCCUGUAAAGGCCCAUGAUGGAGAGAAGAAAGCUGAAAAUGUGGAGACCCCCAUAGCUACAGCGGAGGCCACGGCUCCUGUGAAGGCUCAGGGUGAAGGAGACAAAGUGGCAAAGGUGGCGGGGAUGCAGAAGCAGCAGCCGGCAAGGGCCUCUGAGCCACCCCGUCCAGCCUUGCUGCAGAGCCUGAGCUGUCCGGCCACCUGCCAAAGGGAGGAGCCCCCCUCACUGGAGACAGCAGCGCUGGAGCCGAUACAGGAGGAGACCCCGGCCGUGGAGCCGAGAGAGGGUCUGGCAGAGCCUGGCCCUGCCCUGCCAGCCCUGGGGGAUGUGCAGCCCCUGGAGUCCCCUGGCCCCUCGGGGAGCGCUGAUGCCCCCCAGGAGAGGACAUUGCCCGGUGCCCCGGGGCAGCCCCCCCAUCCUGCCGGGGCCACGGAGCAGCCUGGCCCUGGGGGGGAACCCUCCUCGACAGAGGCAGAGCCGCCCCCCAGCCCCUUCCUCACCCCUGAUUUUGGGAAGGAAGAUCCUUUCGAGAUCCUGGAUGACGUCCCCCCGCCACCAGCACCCUUUGCACACCGCAUCAUCACCCUGCGGUCUACCAGCGUCAGCUCCCAGUAUGACCUCAGCUCCAAGGACAUCCUGGGGGGAGGCAAGUUUGGGGAAGUCCACACAUGUAUGGAGAAGCAGACAGGGCUCAAGCUGGCGGCCAAAGUGAUCCGGAAACAGGGUGCUAAGGACAAGGAGAUGGUGUUGCUGGAGAUCGAUGUGAUGAACCAGCUGAACCACCGCAACCUCAUCCAGCUCUACGAUGCCAUUGAGACCCCCCGGGAGAUCAUCCUCUUCAUGGAGUUUGUGGAAGGCGGAGAGCUCUUUGAACGAAUCAUCGACGACGACUACCACCUGACAGAAGUAGACUGUAUGGUGUUUGUCCGGCAGAUCUGCGAGGGCAUCCGCUUCAUGCACCACAUGCGUGUCCUCCACCUUGACCUCAAGCCUGAGAACAUCCUCUGUGUCACUGCUACUGGGCACAUGGUGAAGAUCAUCGACUUUGGGCUGGCUCGAAGGUACAACCCCCAGGAGAAGCUGAAGGUGAACUUCGGCACUCCUGAAUUCCUCUCUCCUGAGGUGGUCAACUACGAGCAGGUCUCCUACUCCACAGACAUGUGGAGCAUGGGCGUCAUCACCUACAUGCUGCUCAGCGGCCUCUCCCCCUUCCUGGGUGACAAUGACACUGAGACACUCAACAAUGUCCUGGCUGCCAACUGGUACUUCGACGAGGAGACCUUUGAGAGCAUCUCCGAUGAAGCCAAGGACUUUGUCUCAAACCUCAUCAUCAAGGAGAAGAGUGCCCGGAUGAGUGCCGGCCAGUGCCUGCAGCAUCCCUGGCUCAACAACCUGGCAGAAAAGGCCAAGCGCUGCAACCGCCGGCUCAAGUCCCAGGUGCUGCUCAAGAAAUACGUCAUGCGGCGGCGCUGGAAGAAAAACUUCAUUGGGGUGUGUGCUGCCAACCGCUUCAAGAAGAUCACGAGUUCGGGCUCGCUGACGGCGCUGGGUGUCUGAGCAAGGGCUCCCGGGGAGCCUGAGCUGUGUGUCAGCCAAGGCUGGAGAGGAGCCACUCAUGAGGGUCCCACAUCACUCUCGCUCCUGGAUGGCACCAGGGCCUUGCUGGAGUCUUUGCUUCACAGCACAGGGGCUGGGGGCCUGGAGCUAUGUAGCCCCCUCCCUGUGCAUGCUGCUGCCUGGUGGCUGCUCUGGACUCUGGGGUGUGUGCUGUACCCCUGCUCUGUGCCACUGUCACUGCCACCAUGGAUCCUGCUCUGCUAUGUCCCCCGGGCUGCUACCCUGCCCUGGCACCCAGCAGCUGCGGGACUGCUCCAGGCCAGGGCCCCCACAGGGCUCUCUGCCUGCACCUGCAGCUGUGGAGCUGCUCUGCUGAGCUCGUCCCACCCCCGGCGCCAUUGCUGUGCCAGGUGGAUGCUGGCAGUGCCCUCCAGGAGCUCCAGCCCUCCCUCUGCCCAUCCAGCUCCUCUUGGGAUUUCCUUGGACUGCGCGGCCGCUCCUGAGUGCUGGUUUCCCAUCCCAUCCCUGGCCCAAGUACGUGAUGCCUGACCCACAGCACCUUGGCUCUGCUCCCUUUCCCGGCCUCGGAGCAGUGAGGCCACACUGGCGCGAGCCGCCCUGCAUCCUCGCUGCUCCCUUGGACCCAGGAUUUGUGCGUUCUGCCUGUAAAUGCCGCAGCCCUGCCCCCACUGGCACUGGACCCCGAGCUGCCCAAUCUCCCUGCCCGGUGUGGGGAUGCUGGGGGGCAGGUGUGGACCCUCACCCUGGCGCUUUGGCACUGGAGCCGGGGCUGAAGCAUCUCCUCCCUGGUGGGGUGUGCGGGAGUGGAGCUGGCCCUGAGCUGCUGCUCGCACAGGAAGAGAGGAAGUGGCGAGGAUGAUUCCAGCAGCAUCCCCAGCUGGGAGCCAGCAAGGGAAGAAGGAGGCUUUGUGUUCAUCCUGCCCUCCCUGCCCUUCGGCUCUGCCAGCAGGGGAAAAACACAACCUCUGCUUCACCCGGCCCCGCCAGAUCAUGAUGAGCGAGGCGGCCUAAUGCACAGCAGCUGGACCGCGCUCCUGCGAGCAUCGCUCCGGCCCGACCACCAACGCACAGGAACUGCCUCGGCCGCCAGCUCCCCCCGCUGUGUGCGGGGGCUCCCGGGGACCGGCCAGGCUGGGGGAGGCAGGUUCUGCCCCCGCUCCUCUGCCCUCAUCCCCUUCCCUCUGCUCCAGCCCCUUGAGGCUCCCCAGGCUUUGCAGCUUCCAGCCGUGCCUGCUGUAAGAGGGGAUGGAGGGGUCCCCCUGCCCCCAGUUUUGGCUUUUGCCAUGGCCGAGCCCCCCCACGGCAGGGCUGUGUGUUUGCUCCAGGGCUGCCUGUGCCCUCUGCCUGCUGGAAAAUCCCUGGGGAGAGACAGGGGGAAGCACAGGUCCCCUGGCUGCAGCAGAUGAAGGGGCUUCAGGCUCAUCCCCACCAGUCAGGGGACACGGCUUGCCGGGUCAUGCCCAGCUCUCAUCUUCUUGUAAAUAAAUGUACAGGUCUGCCCGCAG